AUGCCGGGUGAGGCUUGCUACAUGGCUGACUUCACAGUCUUCCAGAUCGAGAUCACGAAAGGUUACGACAUGUCGGCCUUCCGGGAGGACAUGAAGAAGAUGUUGACCAAAGCUGGGGGAAGCGAGGAGCACACAGUCUUCCUCUUCAGCGACACCCAGAUCAAGGACGAGGGCUUCGUG
Molecule: messenger RNA, 180 nt
Organism: Symbiodinium pilosum
Lineage: Eukaryota; Dinophyceae; Suessiales; Symbiodiniaceae
Source: the annotation of a GenBank genome assembly